This is a messenger RNA of Coregonus sp. 'balchen', 33773 nucleotides long. The record is from the annotation of a GenBank genome assembly. NCBI's taxonomy places the organism in Eukaryota, Metazoa, Chordata, Actinopteri, Salmoniformes, Salmonidae.
CUUCUAUCAUGUGUUUAGUUUGUCAUGUGAUUCACCCAGUUCCUGCUAAGACUACCAGCGGACUUUUGCUGUAUCAUGUCGGACAUAGUGCUCUAGUUUAUAAUACUGGAGACAAAACAUGGACUCGCCUUGCAAUUGUAACAAGGCUGUGCCUUGGAAAAUCGUUGUAACGUUACUUGUUUCGAUCACAACGGUCCUGGUUAUAUUUCCCUCCGGCACAGCGGGUUCUGAUGUCAGCCUCUGGUACCAAGACCUCUGCAGGUAAGGAGGCACCGCUCACUCGCGCAGUCUCAUGACAGUAAACAAGAGGGUAUAAAGCUUCUUUGGAAAUGGAAAGUGUAUUUAGCAACAAACGCAGCUUAUACAGUUCAUUUAGUGUGGUACAGUACAAUGAUACAAUGCUGUUUCCAUCCUCAUAUGUUUUCCAUCCUCAUAUGUAUGUCUCCAUUGUCAGCUGCUUCUCGUCUGGCGUAGCCCCUGAACCUGGUUUUACAAGGCAGUAGUUUGGAUAGAAAGAUGGUGUCUAGUCAGUUGGCUGAUCACGGUAUUUAUUAUGAGACUACUUGUGAGAACAUACGGCUUCAAAUAGAACUGGCAUCUGGAGGAGGUCGGUGGAUAGACAGGAGGGUCACGAGUUGUUUGUUUAGAAAGACAAUUGUAGGCUACUUUUAUGUACUAGGCUAAAAUAAUAGCCAUAUAUGCCACUAUAUGGUGAUUCAUUUCUGAGUCAUGAAAACGUUGCUGUGAUCAUAUUUGGAACUGCAUAUGAAUGUUUUUUUGAUUAUAUGUUUUUUGAGGACACAUAGAUAACUAAACAGUACAAUGUUUAUGUAAACAUUGAGAUGGUGUGAAUGUAUUUCUACAUGUAUUUUUUUUUCUGUCUCCUUUUCCUCCAGUUACAAAUGGGAGGCUAUAGACCAGGACAACAAAGUCAAAUACACACUGAAGCUCUGUGACUCCUCACCUCACACAGGAUGUGGGGCCGGCAGUGCUGUCUGUGCCAACAACCUCACCAGUCAAAAGAACCAGUCAGUGGGUGAGUAUAGUUAGGGACAAGAGUUUUCCCUGACAAUGUGACCUGGUCAGGACCAACUGGGCACUGGCCCUAUUACAAGGCUCUGGAGUUGUUCCUGGUCUGGUAACUUCUGCUCAGGAAAAACUAUUGGCCCUAAUUCUAGUACAGGGCCCUGCCUCUGUUAGGAGGAUGUGCUAAGGGUUCAUUAAGUGAGGUUGGCAUCUGAUGAUCUGGCCUGCUGAUUAGGCAGAAUGUUUUGCUGCUGUAGAUAGAUCACUGUAGUAGAUGCUGCUGUCAGGACACAGUGGGGGUCAGCAAUAGCACCAUGAGCACCCCAAAGUAUGGACCCCAGUCAGAUGCCAGUCAAGUCAAUGUCCAUUGAUUCCGUUGAUUUGUUUCAGUGAUGUGUCAGUUUAAUGCUGUUUCGUGAAGAGACACAAUUCUUUAUAGAAUACAACAUUUGGGUAAUGAUUUGGUGAUAGGUUAGGCUAUCUGUCAAGUGUAGGGUCUGGUCUGUCAAAACAAAACGUAAAAGGUAGGCAAACCUUUACUGGCAGUUUAUCUUAUCAAACUGUUCCUCAAUGAUGACACAUUUUCCAGUACUAUUUGGUAAGGUAUGUCAUUAAAAUCCCCCAACUGAAAAAACAGAAGCCUUAUCCUCAGCUUUUGCUGUAAACAGAGGAAGCACUGAUAUCAAACUAAUUGAAUCACACUUGAUACUUUGCUUUGCUUCACUUUAGUGCUGAUGUAGCUAAGCAUUUCAGAAAAGUGGUGGCAGGUAGCUUAGUGGUUAAGAGCGUUGUGCCAGUAACCGAAAGGUCGCUGGUUCUAAUCCCCGAGCCGACUAGGUGAAAAAUCUGUCGAUGUGCUCUUGAGCAAGGCACUUAACCCUAAUUGCUCCUGUAAGUCGCUCUGGAUAAGAGCGUCUGCUAAAUGACUAAAAUGUAAAAUGUUUUCCUUGUCAAAUAUAGGCUAGCUGUUUUGGCUAUAUAUCGUUUGUGGUUUACCUGGACUUAUUCAUAAUUUUUUAAGCUCAAAUGAUUGUGCACAAAUUAAUCUGACCAUUGCUAGACUAUUCCAUAACAUGAUCAUCACAACAAGUCCCGGCCCAGGACACUUGGCCAUGACCUUCACUCAGUGACUAAUCAGUGUUUGGUUGCGCUCAGGGUGAAACACAGUCGGGUCAUGAUUUAAAGUCUACAUGAGAGAAAUGCCUGCAGAUGGUAUGACACCCUGGGCUCAACUCAACAAGCUCUGAGUGUCAGAGUAGGACAGGAAGGGGCUCUUGUGACAGAUCUAAUGCUGAUAACUAGCGACUAACCUAUUUAUUUUGUGUUGGAAUAAUCAAAGGAGGUUAAAGGUGAACCAGACCAGCUGCCUGUUUUCAUGACUGUGCCUUUACGCUAUGAUAAACAUGCAACAGACAAUUUGCAAGCUUAGAAAUCGCUCACACAGCUUUGCUCUGAAUUCAACCAGGCUGCUUGCAUGCAGGCAAUUGACCUUGCAUAAUAUGUAUUUGAAUCUUCCAAGUCACCUCUAUUGUUUAGUAAUUUAUGUUACUGGGUCAGCUGAGUAGCAAUUUGUCAGCUCUAAGCUCUGCUGAAUAGCUUUCAUUUAGGCCACAGAAUAAUAUAUAUAUAUAUAUAGACAUACAGUGCCUUCGGAAAGUAUUCAGACCUCUUGACUUUUUCCACAUUUUGUUACAUUACACCCUUAUUCUAAAAUGGAUUAAAUAAAAACAAUUCCUCAGCAAUAUACACACAAUACCCCAUAAUGACAAAGCAAAAACCGUAAAAAAAAAAAAACAUUUGUAAAAAAACAAAAAAAAGAUAUACCUUAUUUACAUAAGUAUUCAGACGCUUUGCUGUGCGACUCGAAAUUGAGCUCAGGUGCAUCCUGUUUCCAUUGAUCAUCCUUGAGAUGUUUCUACAACUUGAUUGGAGUCCACCUGUGGUAAAUUCAAUUGAUUGGACAUGAUUUGGAAAGGCACACACCUGUCUAUAUAUGGUCCCACAGUUGACAGUGCAUGUCAGAGCAGAAACCAAGCCAUGAGGUCGAAGGAAUUGUACGUAGAGCUCCGAGACAGGAUUGUGUCAAGGCACAGACCUGGGGAAAGGUAACAAAACAUUUCUGCAGCAUUGAAGGUCCCCAAGAACACAGUGGCCUCCAUCAUUCUUAAAUGGAAGAAGUUUGCAACCACCAAAACUCUUCCUAGAGCUGGCCGCCCGGCCAAACUGAGCAAUCGGGGGAGAAGGGCCUUGGUCAGCGAGGUGACCAAGAACCCGAUUGUCACUCUGACAGAGCUCCAGAGUUCCUUUGUGGAGAUGGGAGAACCUUCCAGAAGGACAACCAUCUCUGCAGCACUCCACCAAUCAGGCCUUUAUGGUAGAGCGGGCAGAUGGAAGCCACUCCUCAGUAAAAGGCACGACAGCCCGCUUGGAGUUUGCCUAAAGGCACCUUAAGACUCUCUGACCAUGAGAAACAAGAUUCUCUGGUCUGAUGAAACCAAGAUUGAACUCUUUGGCCUGAAUGCCAAGUGUCAUGUCUAGAUGAAACCUGGCACCAUCCCUAUGGUGAAGCAUGGUGGUGGCAGCAUCAUGCUGUGGGGAUGUUUUUCAGCGGCAGGGACUGGGAGACUAGUCAGGAUUGAGGGAAAGAUGAACGGAGCAAAUUACAGAGAGAUCCUUGAUGAAAACCUGCUCCAGAGCGCUCAGGACCUCAGACUGGGGCGAAGGUUCACCUUCCAACAGCACAACCACCCUAAGCACACAGCCAAGACCUCAGGAGUGGCUUCGGGACAAGUCUCUGAAUGUCCUUGAAUGGCCCAGCAAGAGCCCGGACUUGAACCCAAUCGAACAUCUCUGGAGAGACCUGAAAAUAGCUGUGCAGCAACGCUCCCCAUCCAACCUGACAGAGCUUGGGAGGAUCUGCAGAGAAGAAUGGGAGAAACUCCCCAAAUACAGGUGUGCCUAGCUUGUAGCGUCAUACCCAAGAAGACUCAAUGCUGUAAAAGCUACCAAAGGUGCUUCAACAAAGUACUGAGUAAAGGGUCUGAAUACUUAUGUAAAUGAGAUAUUUCUGUUUUUUAUUUGUAAUAAAUGUUUUUUUUUUAAAUGAUGGGGUAUUGUGUGUAGAUUGAUGAGGGGAAAAAAACAAUUUAAUCCAUUUCAGAAUAAGGCUGUAAUGUAACAAAAUGUGGAAAAAGUCAAGUGGUCUGAAUACUUUCCAAAGGCACUGUGUGUGUGUGUGUGUGUGUGUGUGUGUGUGUGUAUAUAAACUCAGCAAAAAAAGAAACGUCCUCUCACUGUCAACUGCGUUUAUUUUCAGCAAACUUAACAUGUGUAAAUAUUUUUAUGAACAUAACAAGAUUCAACAACUGAGACAUAAACUGAACAAGUUCCACAGACAUGUGACUAACAUAAAUUGAAUAAUGUGUCCCUGAACAAAGGGGGGGGGGGGGGGCAAAAUCAAAAGUAACAAUCAGUAUCUGGUGUGGCCACCAGCUGCAUUAAGUACUGCAGUGCAUCUCCUCCUCAUGGACUGCACCAGAUUUGCCAGUUCAUGCUGUGAGAUGUUACCCCACUCUUCCAUCAAGGCUUCCUGCAAGUUCCCGGACAUUUCUGGGGGGAAUGGCCCUAGCCCUCACCCUCCGAUCCAACAGGUCCCAGACGUGCUCAAUGGGAUUGAGAUCCGGGCUCUUCGCUGGCCAUGGCAGAACACUGACAUUCCUGUCUUGCAGGAAAUCCCACACAGAACGAGCAGUAUGGCUGGUGGCAUUGUCAUGCUGGAGGGUCAUGUCAGGAUGAGCCUGCAGGAAGGGUACCACAUGAGGGAGGAGGAUGUCUUCCCUGUAACGCACAUUGUUGAGAUUGCCUGCAAUGACAACAAGCUCAGUCCGAUGAUGCUGUGAUACACCACCACCCCAGACCAUGACGGACCCUCCACCUCCAAAUCGAUCCCGCUCCAGAGUAAAGGCCUCAGUGUAACACUCAUUCCUUCGAUGAUAAACGCGAAUCCGACCAUCACCCCUGGUGAGACAAAACCGCGACUCGUCAGUGAAGAGCACUUUUUGCCAGUCCUGUCUGGUCCAGCGACGGUGGGUUUGUGCCCAUAGGCGACGUUGUUGCCGGUGAUGUCUGGUGAGGACCUGCCUUACAACAGUCCAGCCUCUCUCAGCCUAUUGCGGACAGUCUGAGCACUGAUGGAGGGAUUGUGCAUUCCUGGUGUACCUCUGGCAGUUGUUGUUGCCAUCCUGUACCUGUCCCGCAGGUGUGAUGUUCGGAUGUACCGAUCCUGUGCAGGUGUUUUUACACGUGGUCUGCCACUGCGAGGAUGAUCAGCUGUCCGUCCUGUCUCCCUGUAGCGCUGUCUUAGGCGUCUCACAGUACGGACAUUGCAAUCCUCAUGCCUCCUUGCAGCAUGCCUAAGGCACGUUCACGCAGAUGAGCAGGGACCCUGGGCAUCUUUCUUUUGGUGUUUUUCAGAGUCAGUAGAAAGGCCUCUUUAGUGUCCUACGUUUUCAUAACUGUGACCUUAAUUGCCAACUGUCUGUAAGCUGUUAGUGUCUUAACAACCGUUCCACAGGUGUGUGUUCAUUAAUUGUUUAUGGUUCAUUGAACAAGCAUGGGAAACAGUGUUUAAACCCUUUACAAUGAAGAUCUGUGAAGUUAUUUGGAAUUUACUAAUCUUUGAAAGACAGGGUCCUGAAAAGGGGACGUUUCUUUAUUUGCUGAGUUUAUAUAGAUAGAUAGAUAGAUAGAUACAGUUGAAGUCGGAAGUUUACAUACACCUUAGCCAAAUACAUUUAAACUCAGUUUUUCACAAUUCCUGACAUUUAAUCCUAGAAAAAAUUCCCUGUCAUAAGUCAGUUAGGAUCACCACUUUAUUUUAAGAAUGUGAAAUGUCAGAAUAAUAGUAGAGUGAUUUAUUUCAGCUUUUAUUUCUUUCAUCACAUUCCCAGUGGUUCAGAAGUUUACAUACACUCAAUUAGUAUUUGGUAGCAUUGCCUUUAAAUUGUUUAACUUGGGUCAAACAUUUCGGGUAGCCUUCCACAAGCUUCCCACAAUAAGUUGGGUGAAUUUUGGCCCAUUCCUCCUGACAGAGCUGGUGUAACUGAGUCAGGUUUGUAGGCCUCCUUGCUCGCACACACUUUUUCAGUUCUGCCCACAAAUGUUCUAUAGGAUUGAGGUCAGGGCUUUGUGAUGGCCACUCCAAUACCUUGACUUUGUUGUCCUUACGCCAUUUUGCCACAACUUUGGAAGUAUGCUUGGGGUCAUUGUCCAUUUGGAAGACCCAUUUGCGACCAAGCUUUAACUUCCUGACUGAUGUCUUGAGAUGUUGCUUCAAUAUAUCCACAUCAUUUUCCUUCCUAAUGAUGCCAUCUAUUUUGUGAAGUGCACCAGUCCCUCCUGCAGCAAAGCUCCCCCACAGCAUGAUGCUGCCACCCCCGUGCUUCACGGUUGGGAUGGUGUUCUUCGACUUGCAAGCAGCCCCCUUUUUCCUCCAAAUAUAACGAUGGUCAUUAUGGCCAAACAGUUCUAUUUUUGUUUAAUCAGACCAGAGGACAUUUCUCCAAAAAGUACGAUCUUUGUCCCCAUGUGCAGUUGCAAACCGUGGCUUUUUUAUGGCGGUUUUGGAGCAGUGGCUUCUUCCUUGCUGAGCGGCCUUUCAGGUUAUGUUGAUAUAGGACUAGUUUUACUGUGGAUAUAGAUACAUUUGUACCUGUUUCCUCCAGCAUCUUCACAAUGUCCUUUGCUGUUGUUCUGGGAUUGAUUUGCACUAGACGCACCAAAGUACGUUCAUCUCUAGGAGACAGAACGCAUCUCCUUCCUGAGCGGUAUGACGGCUGCAUGGUCUCAUGGUGUUUAUACUUGCAUACUAUUGUUUGUACAGAUGAACGUGGUACCUUCAGGCGUUUGGAAAUUGCUCCCAAGGAUGAACCAGACUUGUGGAGGUCUACCAUUUUUUUUCUGAGGGCUUGGCUGAUUUCUUUAGAUUUUCACAUGAUGUCAAGCAAAGAGGCACUGAGUUUGAAGGUAGGCCUUGAAAUACAUCCACGGGUACACCUCCAAUUGACUCAAAUGAUGUCAAUUAGCCUAUCAUAAGCUUCUAAAGCCAUGACAUCAUUUUCUGGAAUUUUCCAAGCUGUUUAAAGGCACAGUUAACUUAGUGUAUGUAAACUUCUGACCCACUGGAAUUGUGAUACAGUGAAUUAUAAGUGAAAUAAUCUGUCUGUAAACAAUUGUUGGAAAAAUUACUUGUGUCAUGCACAAAGUAAAUGUCCUAACCUACUUGCCAAAACAAUAGUUUGUUUAAAAGAAAUUUGUGGAGUGGUUGAAAAACGAGUUUUAAUGACUCCAACCUAAGUGUAUGUAAACUUCUGACUUCCUGUAUAUAGAUAUAUGCCAUUUAGCAGACCCUUUUAUCCAAAUCGACUUAGUCAUGCAUGCAUACUGAAAAUAUCUAAUGAUAUAAGAGCCAUAAAGCAUGGUGCAUGAAAGGAAUCACAAUGGCACUUGUGAGUGUGACAGUGUUCACUAACACAGCAGUGGAUUCAGUCUCUGUUUAUUCAGUGCUAUCUGGACAAGCGAUAGUAAAAUAUAAAUGCCCUACUUAUCAUUACAUAAAGCUUUGCGGUUGGUGCUGCACUCUAAGCCUUUUUACCUCCCUCUGAGAAGGAAUUUUCUGCUGUGCAAAGCAGUUAGUCCUUGCUGGAUUCUGCCCCUUUGAAACACAAUAACAGAAACCCCAGCCAAUGUGGUUAGAGGGGAAAAUACAGUGUCUUUGAGGUAAUAACUGGUCAGAAAGUUUGUUCUCUCUCUCUGGUUGGCGUUUAGCUGUAACUGUACGUUUGGAGCCUGCCCAGGGGCCAGGCUGUUGGCAGAGCAGACAGAGACAGGCAGUGUUAUGCAGUAGGUCACAUUCCCAUGCUGUGUUAUGCAGUAGGUCACGUUCCCAUGCUGUGUUAUGCAGUAGGUCACGUUCCCAUGCUGUUAUUCUUUCUGGACUGUACAUGGCCAGAGAGCUCAGCAGAAAAAUGGCCUCAACUACUAACCCUUCCAGACCCUGUGCCCUAAUGCUUUGACACAACACUGUAGGGACUGGGAGAGUUGGUGGAGGCUUCAGAUUCAGUUGAAACCUGUAUUAAUCAUCCGCUAGAAACCACUGGGAAUGUUUAAGGUUUUAGUGAAUUGUUGAGGUUGUUUUGCAAGGAGUACGUGGUUCAGCAUAGCCUACUGAAGCAAAUUCUUAAACAAUUCUAUUACUUGUCUCAGCAUUUGCAUGUUUAAAAGGCAUGUGUUUCUCACUCAUCCACUUCUAUUUCCAGGGGAUCUGUCCUUAAAGAAAGUGACUGGGAGCAGCGUGAUAGAUUUCAACAGCACUGAGAAGUGCCCAGGCAGUAGCGGUACUAAUGUCCAGAGCAGCAUCAGUUUCCAGUGUGGGAAGACUAUGGUAAGUCACAAGUAGCACCUGUCAUUACAAAGGAAGAGUAGUCAUGGGACAUAUAUGUAUUGAAAGCUGCUUAUGAAUUUCCUGUCAAACCACACUUGUGGGUUUUAGUUUGAGAAUAAUUUCAUCACAAAGCGUUGUUCUUUGUCAAUCCGAUGGUGUAAUGAAACUGCAACCACUGUGGUGGUUUCUUUAUUUGAAAAUGUUAAGUUCUAUUGAGAAACAUUUAUAUUAAAUAUCAUACAGUGCCCUCCUAUCCUUAUAAAAAACAAUACCAGGCCUGCUUGUUGAUAAGUGUGACCAUGUGAUUGCAGUAUUGAGAGACCAUGGGUGGAACAGUAGCUUUGCAGCUGAACAAACACAGUAAUCAUGCUGCUAGUCCAGUUCCUCUAGUAGUGACUUCCUUGUAGGCCAUCACACCCACUUCUACUGUUGCAGUUAUGAGACAAAGCAAACUGUCAGGUCAAACAGUAUGUCAUAUGUCAACUUGAACUAUAUUUUUUAUCUUACCCCCAGGGAACACCAGAGUUUGUCACUGUGGCCCAGUGUGUUCAUUAUUUUGAAUGGAGAACAUAUGCAGCCUGCAAAAAGGAUAAAUACAAGCCCAAUAAAGAGGUAUGUCUGAAUAGUGGUCUGCAGCUGUCAGGGCAGGACGUGUGUAUGUCACCCAUUUGUGGUGUGUGUGAGUCAGUGACAGUGUGUAAGGCUGCGUUGGUCCCACUGUGUGAGUCUGUGAGGUGAGUCUGUGACGAGCACAUUCACACUGUGGAAAAUCACGAGUUCUCAGAAAGUCACUUGAUGCCUCUUGUUCAAAGGGGAAAAAAAUGAAUAGUCAUUCCAAUAUUAAACUGAGUAAACAAAACAUUAAGAACACCUGCUCUUUCCAUGACAUCCCUUAUUGAUGUCACUUGUUAAAUCCACUAAAAAUCAGUAUAGAUGAAGGGGAGGAGACAGGUUAAAGAAGGAUCUUUAAGCCUUGAGACAAUUGAGGAUUGUGUAUGUGUGCCAUUCAGAAGGUGAAUGGACAAGACAAAAUAUUUAAGUGCCUUUGAACGGAGUAUGGUAGUAGUUGCCAGGCGCACUGGUUUGUGUAAAGAACUGCAACACUGCUGGGUUUUUCAUGCUCAACAGUUUCCUGUGUGUAACAAGUAUGGUCCAACACCCAAAGGACAUCCAGCCAACUUGACACAACUGUGGGAAGCAUUGGAGUCAACAUGGGCCAGCAUCCCUAGGGCGGCAGGUAGCCUAGCGUUGGGCCAGUAACCGAAUGGUCGCUGGUUCGAAUCCCCGAGCCGACUAGGUGAAAAAUCUGUCAAUGCACUUAACCCUAAUUGCUCCAGUAAGUUGCUCUGAAUAUGGGUGUCUGCUAAAUGACUAAAAUGUAAAUGAAUGCUUUCGCACCCUGUAGAGUCCAUGCCCCGACGAAUUGAGGCUGUUCUGAGGGCAUAAGGGGGGGUUCAACUCAAUAUUAGGAAGGUGUUCCUAAUGUUUGGUAUACUUGGUAUAUAUUAAAUUUCUGUUACAGUAGGUACCAGUCCAGAACAAACUGAAAAUAGAAGACGAUCAAUCCUGUCAUGUUGUAAUUCUUUACUCUUUCACUCUGUGUCUAGGUCCCCUGCUAUGUCUUUGACACGGAUGGGAAAAAGCAUGACCUGAACCCACUCAUCAAACUCACAGAUGGUUACCUGGUGGAUGACUCUGAUGAUGAAGUUGACUUUUAUAUUAACAUAUGCAGAAGCUUAAGUGAGUUUAUUUACUGUGCUCAAUUGUUCAGUGAUACUGUUUUUAGACCUGCCUGUUACUAUUCUGUGAAUAAUACGGUAUAAAAAUGUACAUCAUGAAUCUACAUCACUGUUCAUUAGCAUAUACAGUACCAGUCAAAGGUUUUGACCUACUCAUUCAAGGGUUUUUCUUUAUGUUUACUAUUUUCUACAUUGUAGAAUAAUAGUGAAGACAUCAAAACUGAAAUAACACAUAUGGAAUCAUGUAGUAACCAAAAAAGUAUUAAACAAGUCAAAAUAUAUUUUAUAUUUGAAAUUCUUCAAAGUAGCCACCCUUUGCCUUGAUGACAGCUUUGCACACUCUUGGCAUUCUCUCAACCAGCUUCAUGAGGGUGGCUAAAUGACUCGGGGAUUCGAACCAGCAACCUUUUCGGUUACUGGCCGAACACUCUUAAUCCCUAGGCUAACUCAUAUCACCUCUGCCUCCUCUACAGACCGACCAGAGAGCCCCUGCACCGCAGGCUCUGCUGCCUGCCUGACCACCAGCAACGGCUCCUUCAGCAUGGGCCUACCAACUACCCAGCUGGAGCUGAUCUCCAAGGACCGGUACAGCCACGCUAAUGCCAUACAAAAACACAGGCAAUGCUAAUUGCUAGCUAGCAGUCUCUGUCUCUAGUCUGCCUCAGUCUUAGUAAUUGCUGCAAGACCUUUGUUUUGACCUCUUGGCUAUUGACCAGCUCCAGAGCUGCGUUGCCUUGCUGAGUUGCAGAUUUCUCUCUCUUUCUUACCGUGUCAGAUUGAGCCUGCGAUACGAGGGAGCCUCAGACAGCCCGCUGGACUUCUGCAGUGGCCACAAUCCUGCUGUCACCAUCACCUUCAUCUGCCCCUCACUUAGGCAGGAGGUAAGACGGAAGCCUGGGCGUCUGUCCCAUGGAUCUCCAAUUGAUCACAUAAUUAAUCAUACUACAGAAAGUGUUAAUACAUAGAAUAGUGGUAUUUCAUAUAAUACUACAUUUAAACACUGGAUUAAACGACAAGAUCUCCCUUAGGCAGUUAAGAUGUAAUUUUAGUCAUGUGUGACCUUUGACCUUGCCAUUACAGGGUAGUGACCCCAAGAUGACAGCGAAGUCCAACUGCAGGUACGAGGUAGAGUGGGUGACAGAGUAUGCCUGCCACAGAGACUACCUGGAGAGCCACAACUGCACCCUGACCAGCAAGCAGCACGACAUCAGCAUAGACCUCACCCACCUCACCCUAGGCCGUGAGUCCACCAGCCCAGAGCAUUGUGGGCUUUGAGAAACAUUGCAUAUUUUUUGUGUAAUAAAAGGAAGUGAUGCUAUGAAUAAUCAUAUGACUGUCCCAAUUCUCACUGACUCAGGCUAAUUUUUAUUCACAGUUUAAGCUACUUCCUCUAACGGUGAAUGACGUGUUGAAAUAUAUCACUGCGUCACGUUCUGUCUGUGUAGCUACAGACGAUCCCUAUAUGGCUGAGGCCAAGAGCAGCGAUGGGAAGGACAGCUAUUCCUACUACCUGAAUGUGUGUGGGGAAACCAAGGCAGGAGAUUGUGGUGACGACCAGCACUAUGUGUCAGCCUGCCAAGUCAAAGCAACAGGAGAUGUCAAAAAGAUUGCCGGGAGAUACAAAAAUCAAACACUAAGGUUUCUUAAAUAUUAAUAAACUCCUUUUCUUGCCAGAUGUCUUCCGCUUUCUCCAUCUCAGCUUCUCUCUUUCUUUUCCCCUUAUUUGUAACAGUUGUCCCUUUUUAUUGCACUCUAUUCCAGGUACUCUGAUGGAGAUCUGACUCUGAUCUAUCCAGAUGGGAGCAGGUGUAGCUCGGGCUUUCAGCGCAUGACCAUCAUCAACUUUGAGUGCAACAAACUGGCAGGUGAGCAUAACCCAUAGCAUAUCCGAAGAGAAAGCAAGGCCCUUUUAAAUGAACAAUGGUUUCUGCUGUAGAGGCCACUCCACAAUGACAGAUCCAAGUCAUGUCCAUUACAUUCCCCCUUAUUCCUUAUUUGUGUGUUUCUCAGGAAACGGUGGCCGCGGCUCGCCUGUGUUUGCUGGUGAGACAGACUGCACCUAUUACUUUGACUGGCAGACGGCUUACGCCUGUGUCAAGGAGACGGAGGAUCUACUCUGCAUGGUCACAGACAAGAAGACUAUGCACUAUAAGCAUUAUGACCUGUCCCCCUUAACACGUUACCCUGGUAAGAUGGAGUCCUGGAUCAUCUCCAUUUACAGAGAGCUUGAACACUGCGUUCACCUUACAUCCCAGUUUAAUGAUCAGCAUGUAUGAAUGUAAAUGACCAGCCCCUUGACUUCUAAUUUUAUACUUUAAGUGAAAGUGAACAGAAAGAUGAGUAUGAGCCCUAUUACAUUUAAAUACACAUUUAAGGCCUCCCGAGUGGAGCAGCAGUCUAAGGCACUGCAUCGCAGUGCUUGAGGCAUCACUACAGACCCAGGUUCGAUCCUAGGCUGUGUCACAACCGGCUGUGACCGGGCAUCCCAUAGGGCGGUGCACAAUUGGCCAAGCGUCGUCUGUGUUAGGGGUUUGGCCGGGGGGGCUUUACUUGGCUCAUCGCGCUCUAGCGACUCCUUGUGGCGGGCCUGGCGCCUGCAGGCUGACUUCAGUCGUCAGUUGGACGGUGUUUCCUCCGACUCAUUGGUGCGGCUGGCUUCCGGGUUAAGCGGACGGGUGUUAAGAAGCGUGGUUUGGCGGGUCAUGUUUCGGAGGACGCAUGACUCGACCUUCGCCUCUCCCGAGCCCAUUGGGGAGCUGCAGCGAUGAGACAAGAUCGCAAUUGGAUAUUAUGAAAUUGGGGAGAAAAGGGGGGUAAAAUACAAAAUUAUAUAAAUAAAUAAAUAUACAUUUAAAUAUACUGUACACUGAGUAUACCAAACAUUAGGAACACCUUCCUAAUAUUGAGUGGCACCCACCACAACCACCCUUAGAACAGCCUCAAUUCAUCGGGAUAUGGACUCUGAGAAGUGUCGAAAGCGUUCCACAGGGAUGCUGGCCCAUGUUGACUCCAAUGCUUCCCACAGUUGGCAAGUUGGCUGGAUGUCCUUUUGGUGGUGGAACAUUCUUGAGAAACACGGGAAACUGUUGAGCGUGAAAAACCCAGCAGCGUUGCAGUUGUUGACACAAACCGGUGCGCCUGGCACCUACUACCCAUACCUCGUUCAAAGGCACUUAAAUCUUUUGUCUUGUCCAUUCACCCUCUGAAUGGCACACAUACACAAUCCAUGUCUCAAUUGUCUCGAGGCUUAAAAAUCCUUCUUUAACCUGUCUCCUCCCCUUCAUCUACACUGAUUGAAGUGGAUUUAUCAAGUGACAUCAAUAAGGGAUCAUAGCUUUCACCUGGAUUCACCUGGUCAGUCUGUCAUGGAAAGAGCAGGUGUUCUUAAUGUUUUGUAUAGUCAGUGUAUAUGCUGAACCACAUAACUUGUCUUGGUGUUAUCUGUGCCUUUCAGAGUCUGAGUUGGCCCAGAACUGGGAGGCUGUGGAUGCCAAUGCCCCCAAGUCAGACAGGAUGCGCUUCUACGUCAAUGUGUGUCACAAAGUCCUCCAGCAGGGGGCCACCAGCACCUGUCCCGAGGACGCUGCCAUCUGCGCCGUGGGUACGUCUGGAGAAGAUCUGGGUCUGUCUUCAUAAAUCGUCUCGGAGUAGGAGUGCUGAUCUAGGAUCAGGUCCCCCAUAUCCAUGCAAUCUCAUUCAUUAUGAUCUAAAAGGCAAACCUGAGCCUAGACCUACUCUGAGACGCUUUCUGAAUACAGGCCCUGAUUCUUAUCUGUACACGGACAGCAUACUGUCAAAUCUGAGAGACCAAGAUGGCUUACAGUUUGUAGCUUGUUUGUUGCCUUAAAAAAUAUGUAUUCCAUCCUCUCUUUUAGGAAAGGACAAAGUCAUCAGCUUGGGCAAAUUUCUCACCUCCCCUAACAAGACCGACAGCAACGACAUACAGCUGGUAUACACUGAGGGAGGAGAAUGCAGGAAGAACAUGAAGAUCAAGACCAUCAUGAUUCUGAAGUGCAAGCCAGGUGACAGUGUUAGAAAUAGUUAGUUGCGGAGUCCAAGGUGAACAACUGUUUGCCUGAAAGUAGUGUUGCACUGUAUACUGAAACUCUUUUUUUCAUUUGAUCUAAUAGAACAUGAAAAACGGUUCGGUACUAGAAUUUUUGUUACUUUCGGUACUUCUGUCAAAUGUGUCUCACGUCGUCUACUGAUUGAGAGAGGAUCAAGUCUGUAUCAGUGCUGCCGAUGUCCCCUUAUAACAUGAGAGCACCAUGCCUGCUCCACUUAGUCAUUGCUAGAUCUAGGCUAAAACCCUUUCCAAUGUAGGCUAGGCAGCCGAUAGUGGGCGUUAGAUCUGCACUAUCGUCUUGGAUUGAUGUGCCCAGCCGGUAAUACACUUGUGGACCAGCUCGUACAUAAAGCAUCCUCCAUUCAGGCUGCAAAGGCAUCAUUUUCUUCCUUAACUAGGUUUAAUGUCGGGCCGUCCCCCCCCCCAAAAAAAUGAAAAAUACAUGUACUGUCUUAAUAAAACAGUUUUCCACCACCAUUUCCGGACACGGUGUGCAACAUCCUAAGUCAUCCGAAAACCCGAAAAUGGUGGUGGAAAAUUAAGACAGUAUACAUAUCUUUCCAUUUUUUAAAAUGUUUUACGUCCCGCCAUUAAAGCUAGUUAAGGAGGAAAGUGAUGCCUUUGCCAUAAUGCAAAAUAUUGCUGAUUGUCACCAGAACAUUAUUUAUUCACUUAGUCUCUCCCAGUCAAGAUUGUCUGUGUGGAACCUCGAAAUGACUGUGUUUCAAUGACUGUGUGAAUGAUGUCAUGGGUCUUAAAGAGACAGUGCGCACUUUUAUAAAAGAAGAGAUUGCUUCUUCUAUGCAAAUGUUGUUGGUCAGUACAAUAAUGUAAGUCCCAGCUGGAAUGGAAAGAGAUUGUUUUUCAUCUGUCCAAAUAACUCAAUGCAUGCCCACACUCCUAUUGAAUAUGCAUUUACCUGUAUUGUGAAUAGGCCUAUAGGCUACAGCUUGAUUUACCAUUCAAAUAAAUAAUUAUGUAGUUAGAUUGUAUUUUUUUACCAAAGUCAAAUUUAUUGUAUGAUUUUGUAUAAUUGAUUCAUUAAUGCAUACAUUCAGAAAUCCAAAAUCUCUAAUGAAAUUGAACUCAAAAUAUCUUUCUGGAACAAGUGUCAUUCUGUGACUAUGGCUAAUACGCCUUCUUUUCUGCUGUGGUAUUGUUUUGGGAUCUGGUAUCGUGAUACUAAACCUGGUACCGAAGUCAACAUUUUGGUAUCGUGACAAGACUACCUGAAAGUGGAGCUAGCUAGCAUUCAGUUCUACCUUCAUGUUGUCUUUAAAGUCUACCUGUUCAACUCCUCCUGACUUUCUGUGUGUGCGCCCCUCUCUCCCCCUGUCCUUCUACCCAGGUGACCUAGAGAGCGCCCCCAUCAUGCGGAGUGUGUCCAGUGAUGGCUGUGUGUAUGAGUUUGAGUGGUACACGGCUGCAGCCUGCGUCAUGUCCAGGACAGAGGGGGACAACUGCAAGGUGGAAGACCCCCAAGCUGGUAGGUCACAUGGACCCACUGGACCCAGAUGCCUAACAGCAAUUUGUGUCCACCUGUCCAGAACUUUAAUAUUGUUUCAUAUGGAGGCAGGGAGACAAGGACAGGAGGUUUAGAUUAUGGAGAUGUAAUAUGGCUGUUUGAUGCGUUACUAUAAUUGUUUCUCUUUUGUCUUCUCUCUACAGGGUUCUCAUUUGACCUGUCCCCCCUGUCUAAACCUGGAGGAGGCUUCUACAACAUGUCCAAUGGAGAUUAUGACUACUUCAUUAACGUCUGUGGCUCUGUCACUGCAGCCAAAUGCCCUCUGAAGGCUGGGGCCUGCCAAGUGGACCAAAGGCAUGUAUUAACCAUUUAAAUCAUGUCAUACUAAAUCCCUGUGGAUAUACAAUAGGUGGAAGUGCCCUAUUACAGUAGUAGGAAAAUAGGAUCAAGCUUAUAUCUGGGCUUCAUACAUGUGCUUUAGAGUUCAGACUGAGGUUAGAGGAGGACUGAAUGGACUGACCGUUUUAGUCUGAAGUAAUGGAUGGAUAUACUGUAGCUUCUGUUCUUAUGUUUGGUGUGUCUGUCUGCUACAGUGGCUCUAAUUCAUGGAGCCUGGGGGAAUUUACCUCUCAACUGUCCUACUAUGACGGGAUGAUCAAGCUGUCCUACAAUAACGGCUCUCAGUACAACAACAUGCAGCACACCCUUCGCUCCACUAUGAUCUCCUUCCUCUGUGACCGAGAGGCCGGCGCCGGCAAGCCAGAGUUUCAGGUACUGACUGGGUCCUGUCCUGUCCUGCUGACAGAUCUCAUCCAAUCUCUAAUAAGUAGUUCCUCAUAUGGUUCACCUAUGCACUGUUCCACCUGUAUAAUAUUUAUACCAUGAAUAUACCAUUAUUUAUAACCAUAUUGAUCCUCACAGCUGGAAGACAAGUACACCUAUAACUUCAGGUGGUAUACGUCCUACGCCUGUCCAGAGAGGCCACAGGAGUGUGUGGUAACAGACCCCAACACUCUGGACCAGUACGACCUCUCCAGGUGAGAAUUCCCUGCACAAGGAUAUGUUAUGACUAGGGCCCAGAGUUUUCCCAGACCACAAAGCUUACUUUGUCCUGGUCAGGUCAUGGAAUCAGGAAAAACUCUGUCCUAGUUAUGUCCAAUGAAGGCAGACAUGAAACAAUAUUUGAAGAAUGUGUGUAACCCUCCUCUCUCCCAGUCUCUCCCGGUCUAGUGGAGGGAGGAACUGGCAGGCCAUGGACCUGUCUGACCCUAACAACCUGAGGAAGUACUACAUCAACGUGUGUCGUCCUCUGAAUGCCGUGCAGGGCUGUGACCGCCAGGCCUCCGUCUGCCAGAUGAAAUACGAGCCUCAGCAGGUUAGUGUAAAAGCUCCAGGAUGACCUACAGGAUGAGGUUUACACACUAUGAUGUGUGUUAUACACUGUUUUGGUCAUGGAACUUGUACUUCAGUUUCUUUAUAUCACCAGAGUACAGUAUCUAACCAAUGGCAUUAUCAGGAAAACAGCGCAUUAAACAGCAUUAAAAAGUUGAGAGACUAUUCCUCAAAAAUUAUAUAUAUAUUUAUUUUGUUAUUUAUAUACAUUUAAGGUAAGACUGUUAGUAUCCCUCUUCUGGUUCUGGUAGCCAUCCGCUGUGGGUCUGUCUUAGUACUGAACUGUAGCUCGACGUGACCCUGGUCUUUCUCUGUGUGUUGUCUUCAGGGCAUUCUGUCUGAAACGGUGUCUGUCAGUAACAUGGGCCUGGCUAAGAGAGGUCCAGUGAUCGAAGAGAAGGACCGCCUGCUGCUGGAGUACACAGACGGCUCCGAGUGCAUCUCCGAUGGACUGAAACUCACCUACACUACACACAUCCACCUGGUCUGCUCCAGAGGACCUGUGGUAAGUGAAAUGGCAUAUUUAUAAAGCAAUGUCAAAAAAAUGUAUAUCAUAAAGUCUGUCUAGGAUUUUAAGAGUGAGAUGUGCCUUUCUUUGUCUGUAUCUGCAGUCGUCCGGCCCUCGUUUCCUCAAUUAUGGAAACUGUACGGCCAACUUCAUGUGGGAGACCGGGGCAGCUUGUGCCAUCAGUACUGCUGAUGAGAAGAACAAGGUGAGCUGUUGGAUUCCACAUCAACUUGAAGCAAAUGUUUGCCCAUAAAGUCUUUAGAUCUUCUGUUAGAUUGGGGAGGUCUCGUCAAUGAUUUUUUAAAUGUUUUGUUCUAUUCUAUGGCAGACCUGCUCUGUGAGGGAUCCCAACACCGGCUUUGAGUUCAAUCUGCAUCCUCUGUCCUCUAAGACUGGCUACAAGGCUGAGGGGAAUGGGAAAACUUUUGUGGUAAGUCACUAGGGAUGUUCAUCUGUCCCUUUCAAGAUGAUUCGAUACGUAUCUAGAUGCAUAUGCUCAGAUACGAUACAGGAACGAUACGUUUUAGUUUGAAACUAUUCGGUAUGAUUAGAAGAACAAAUCAAUGCGAUACGAUUCGAUGCACUAACAUUUGUUGCAUAAACACAUUCAUUUUCCAUUCUGCUGGAGCUCUUUGAGCUGACUGUGUGUGUGGUUAUGAUGAAACUGGGCAUCUAUCACCACGCUAUCAGAUAAGGGGGGCAAUGUUUGCUUUUUGUCCCCCCACUUUUCAUCUGAAAUCACCAUUACCCACUAAUUAAUUUGUAUUUUUUGCAGUUCCAAAGGGUUUGAGUUCGUAAUGUAUAAAUAUUGAUCUUAAAAAAUUAGCUAUUACAUAGCACAACUUUGGAUUUCACCCCCGUUUCAAAAUCGAAUGGCAGACCGUUUGGAAGUGUUCUUUUCCUCCCGCUUUGACUGUGCACUACGUGUAGAAAAAGUGAUUGUUGGCCUCGUUAUGAAAUUAUCAACUUUACCCUGUAUGUCUAAAAAUGACCAUAUACACUGAUUGUUUAAAGCAAAAAUACCAAAACUAUUGCUGAUGGUGAACCUGAAAAUUCUAUAUAAAAUCUAAUUUAGCCUAAGCCCCGAUCAGCAAGUAGCCUACAGUAUAUAGCCACGAGUCGAUCAGCAGGUAGGCCACCUGUCCAACUCAUUCCACGGAGGGCCGAGUCUGGAUUUUCACUCCUCCCUUGUCCUUGAUUGAUUAAUUAAGGUCACUAAUUAGUAAGGAACUCCCCACACCUGGUUGUCUUUAAUUGAAAGGAAAAACCAAAAACUUGCAGACACUAGGCCCUCCAUGGAAAAAGUUUGACACCCCUGAGGUAGGCUAUAUAGCCAGAUGAGUCCUGUCUCAGGUGCUUGCUUAGGCUACUUUAUUCUGGUAAAACACAAUUUUAAACAGCACAUUUGAUAACAAUAACCUAGCAAAUUACAUUGGUUAUCACUCAACUAAUAAAGCCUAAAAUUGCACAAGCCAUUUUACAAACAUUUGAAUGCUGAAGGUGACGCGCGGCCUACCUAUCAUUGGUCAGGUUUUCGGGAAGGUAGAAGGAAAGUAAUAUGAGCAAAACAUUUUAGGGAACCGGCAAUUUGUAACGUUUCAAUCGAUUUUCUGACUGAUGCAUGCUACAUUUGGAUUGGUUUGGGGUCCGUGGAAACAUUUGAACCAGGGAUCGAUGCAUAUCCAAGCAGUUUUAGUUAUGUUUCAUUCUAACUUCUCCACACGGUGGCAGGUUGUAGUCUCUGGCCUGCAUAGCAGAAAUGGCACAUUCACGGAAAUGUUGACUAAUGUGCAUCGUCCCUGUCAAAUAAAGUAAACUAAAGUGAAUCCAUUUCCCCAGGUUCAUGAGUUGACUUCUGCAGUGAAAUGUACACAUACACAUUGUUUGUGUAGUAGUGUUUUUGGGCACUGUGCCUGACUAUAUGACACUGUCCUCCCCCCAGGUAAAUAUCUGCGACGAGGUGGCAGAGUGUGGGAAGGACCAGGGGAAGCCUGUAGCUGGCUGUGAGCUGGACAAUGGCCUGGUUGUUGGUCCUGUAGGAGUGGAGAGAUCGCUACAGUACUCUACUGACGGCCUGCUCACACUCACAUACAAAGGAGACCUGGACAGGCCUACAGGUACAGUCAAUGGACCCAGCUAUCUUCAAUCAACACGGCUGCUCCCUUCGACAUAAAUGCAUGAUUUGCACAAAAAUCGUACACACAGUCUUAUAUAAAAGAGUUGCACAUUACAGAUCGCCAGUUAGGAUACUAUGACAAUAAUAGCAUGGCUGCCUAAGAAAUUGAAUCCACAUUAUUUUGGAUGCUAUAGCCUUCGUUUCUCAAACAUUCUUUGACUUAAAGAGAUUUUCCAGAAGUUUAGUAUGAUUUCCGUCAGUAGUUUUGAAAGUAGUGCUCGUGAGCCAAAACUGCCAAAAUUGUGUACAAUUGUGUACGUCGUCAUCACGUCAUUGUUCUCGAGCCUCUGUAACGUGUGCGCAUAGAGAGUAAAAAAUAAAUAAAAAAUGGUGUGCAUGUUGGGCUCACCCUGCAACCUCAUUGGACAAUACUGGGCUGACCUGAUCCCUCCCACUUUAACCUUGUAACCUCAUUGGACAUAAUUCCACCUGCCAAUCAACAUUGUCCAUCACGUUUGGGAUCGGGAUCACACGCCUGGUAAAAACCUUAUAACCUGUUGUGCAAUAUAUUCCAAAAUUAAGUGUACAGUCUUUUUGAUCGGGUUGACAGUUAUCUUCUAAAUGCAUGGAUAUGAUCUAUGUAUUUUGGCUGUUAUCAAAAUAACUAAUUGUGAACGCAUGUAGCCACUCAUCCCACUCGCUUCAGAGCGUACGUUCACUACAUGACAGGAACGAGCACGUAAAUUAGAUCUCAGGCACCAAGUGAUGGCAGGUUUGAAUGUAAGGAUUCUGUGCCUUUUUCCGCUGGGAGAGGACUGUAGGUCGUUUAUUUUGCAUGUAUGAGCCAUACAUUGACACGUUGAGUCCAAAACGAGAUGUUUAAAAAAUAACAUAGUUUUCAAUCCUCUGGAAAAUCCCUUUUUAAUAAGUCAGUUCAUAAGCAUUUGGUCUGAUAACUGACCUGAUUCCUCCCUUCUCCCCCAGGCACCAGGAACACCUUCACCAUUAGUUUUGUGUGUGACCAGGAUGCCCACUCUGGCACUCUGAAACUGGUCCGAGAAGAGCUCAGCUCAUCUACACACGUCACCCAUGAUGUCCUCUUUGAGUUCUCCACAGCACUGGCAUGCAUCCCUGCCCCUGUGGACUGUCAAAUCACUGGUAGGAACACUGUCAAUGUCUUCAAAACAGUAUGGAUGUCUUCAGUACGUCUCUAACGUGGCAUAUAUCACUUUAUCCACCUUAAAAAACUGGUCAUAGAAAUGGGUCUCUUCAUUAAUUAAAAUACAUAGUUUUUCCUUCUCUUUUUAGAUUCCCAUGGUAACGAGUAUGACCUGAGUCACCUGAGCAGGGACAGUGAAGACAGUCCCUGGGUGGCCAUCGACACGGCUGAACAGGCUAAGAAACGUAGCUUCUUCAUCAACGUGUGUAAACCUCUUCCUCCGGUCCAGGGCUGCCCCGGUGAGUCACACACCAUGAGCCUAUGUUGAUAUGCUGGCCAGUGAGGUGGAAUACCUCUGUGUUGUACCAUCAGUUUAGCAUUACUCUGCCAAUGUUUAGCUUUGUGUUUUAACUACUGUACAUGCAUCUAUGUAUGCAUCUGCAGUUGGUCUCUUGGGUGCGUGUGGCACCUUGGAGGGUAAAGGUGUGAACCUGGGCUACGUCCAGUCCAGCCCACAGGUGGCCUCUGACGGCUCCAUCAGCAUUGUCUACCUCAACGGGGACCGCUGUGACAAAGGCCACUACUCCACACGUAUCAUCUUCCAGUGUGACGCCAACCCUGUGAGUAACAUAAUGAAAUUUUACUUAUUGAUGAUACUGAUCCUAUUACCAUAUAUUUUCCCUCCUAAUACCUAUAUUUUUCUUGGUUGGUUCCUUUACUAACAGGGCUCUCCUGUAUUUGACCGCCAAGACGGCUGUGAAUAUGUGUUCGUCUGGAGAACCUCCGAGGCGUGUCCUCUCACCAGUGCUCAAGGUAGGCUUGAAAGAGGAGGCUGCCAUGUUUAAUGUUGUGGCUGUAAGACUGUUACUUCUCUCCACUAGUGUCAUCAUCAUGCUCAAGUUAACUCUCCUCUCCCUGACUCCUGCAGGUGAAAACUGUAAAGUCAAGGACCCCAGAAGUGGCUACAUGUUUGACAUGAGCUCCCUGUCAGGGAAGGACUACAUGGUGAAGAGUGGCCAGUACCAGUACCACUUCUCUGUCUGCGGGGGGCUUCAGAGCGGGAUCUGCACACAUAAAGACCCAGGAAGUAACCAGGUGUCAGCCUGUCAGGUGGAAGGCAGCACCCACAGAAUUGCCGGUAUGUAAACAUGGUAAUAUACUUGGUCUUUAAAAAGCUUUGAUUUUAGUUUGUUAGUAACUGAUCAAAAACCUCAGGCAUGUUGCUUUUUAAAUCAUUUAUUACAGGGAUGGCCUCACAGACUCUGAGCUAUGUUGGAGAACAACUGGUACUCAACUACACUGGUGGGGAGACCUGCCACAAGAUCUACCAGAGAUCCACAGCAAUCUACUUCUCCUGUCAUCCUAAAAUGAACCCUGUGAGUCUGAGCGAAGCUAAAGAUGAAACGUCUAAUGCAACUUUUCUGCUUGUCCCAAAGUGUGCUUGAGUGUGGUAGAUACUGGGGUUGUUUUGUGUUGUUUCUGCUUAUAGGGGGUGCCAGAAUUUAUCAAGGAGACUGCAGAGUGCACCUACCUCUUUACCUGGCGUACUGCUCUCGCCUGUAUCCCCGUCAAAACUACCAGCUGCUCAUACCAGUACGCAUAGUCAUAUUCUAUUCUGGGAGCUCUCUUCCCACCACAACCUCCUCUUUCUCCCAGACAAUGACUGGUUUCUUCUUUUGUCUGUUAUCUCUCUGACUGCCUUUUAUUCUUCCUCUCACAGAGAUUCUAAUGGCAACUCGUACGACCUCUCCUCUCUGGCCCUGGACUCCAGAAACUGGGUGGUGGAGCCCAGCACUGGGAAGCAGGAGCGUUACUACAUCAAUGUCUGCAAGUCUCUGGUGCAACAGGGGGGUAAGUGCCUAUCUCCGACACCACAAUCCUUUAUAUGAAGGACACUGGUGGCUCCUAUAUCCUUUUUAUUUCCCAAUUGUGUGAACAAAUAUCAACAUUCUCAUAGUCUUCAGUCACAAUUUGAAUGUGGUGCAAUUAUGCUCACCUUCUGAACCAUUGGAUAUAUAUUUCUUUCCUCAUGUUGUAGGCUCCUGGAAGUGUCCUUCCAACGCAGCGUCCUGUCUGAAGAGUGGGGAGCACUAUGUGAGUCUGGGAGAGGCCGAGUCUGCCCCACAGUGGGACCAGAACAUCCUGGUACUCAAGUACACCAAUGGAGAGAUGUGUCCCGGUGGACAGAGGAAGAAGAGUACCAUCAUACGCUUCAAAUGUGACCGGGACAAAGUGGUAAGGGAUCAUAGACAUAACACACACAUGCAGAUACACACACAGAUACGCAUACACACAAAUAUGCAAACUCACAGAUAUGCACACACACAGUUGGUAGAGCAUGGCGCUUGCAACGCCAAGGUUGUGGGUUCGAUUCCCAUGGGGGACCAGUAUGAAAAUGUAUGCACUCACUACUGUAAGUCGCUCUGGAUAAGAGCGUCUGCUAAAUGACCAAAAUGUAAAAUGUAACUGAGUAGACUGACUGUGUUUCUACCCCAGGAUUCAAGGCCAACCCUGAUCACGGCCAUAGAGGACUGUGUCUACACCUUUGUGUGGUUCACUGCAGCUGCCUGCCCCCUCAACAGCAGCCAGCAUGGCGACUGCAGAGUCACCAAUCCAGUCACUGGUGAGUGCCACUCCCACACACAGCCACUGAAAACUGAAAGGCCGCUGCCUGCACUAGACCAUAUAAAAAAAUCUGAGGAAGUAUUUGAAGUUAGUAUGAUUAACAUGGAAAAAUACCACCAUUCUCAUAGAAUCCCGGUGCAGUAGUCAAGCACACAACCGCACAGAGUUACUGAGCAACUCCUAGUGCUAUUGUUUUUUUUUUUGACACGUGUAUGUGCUGUAUUGCCCUCCUGAACCCAGGCCACCUCUUUGACCUGAACGGACUAAGGCAGGAGGGAGGCUACACUGUGUACGACAACCUGGACCCUAGGAAGAUGUUCAGGCUCAACGUGUGUGGGGAAGUGGCCAACGCAGGCUGUGGACCAGACACAGGUACGACCAUAUUCUAUCUCACAAGCUCUGGUUUGGUUGGGAAAGCUCUUUUUAUACUGGUCAAAGCCAGAUCCUCUCAGGAAUCAAUUAACAGGCCUGCCAAUGUCUGCCAUCCAGCAGUGAUCGGCUUACUGAUCCAUGGACCAGACAGGGGUCCCAAGACGACUGUUUCAAAAUGAAGCAGACUCUUCUAGACGAUGUUUGUUUAUUCAGCUGUAUUAUGUUAUAGGUCUGUGGCUCUGCUUUAAACUCAGGACUGUGAGGCUGGUUCUCCAAUGUUACCUUACUGGGAAAAGAGAACUAGAUGUUCAAAGACAAUCAAACAUUCACACGCAUUCACAUGAGACAUUUUGAAACAAAAAAGCAAACAAAAAAUCUUAAUCCCCGGGGCCUCCCGAGUGGUGCAUCGGUCUAAGGCACUGCAUCACAGUGCUAGAGGCGUCACUACAGACCCGGGUUUGAUCCCGGGCUGUAUCACAACCGGACGUGAUCGGGAGUCCCAUAGGGCGGCAGGUCAUGUUUUGGAGGAAGCAUGACUCGACCUUCGCCUCCCGAACCCGUUGGGGAGUUGCAGCGAUGAGACAAGAUCGAAAGUGGGGAGAAAAAAAAAAACGGAAUAUUUGGCUUUCCGAAAUUGAGCACUUCGACUUGAGUUUGAUCAACGUAGACAGUCCGUUCAGUUGCUUAUGGUCAUUUUGGUGUGUGUGUGUGUGUGUGUGAAGGUGCAGGUGUGUGUAUCAAGGAGACCAAGAGUGCGCUGAGUGGCGGGCGGGCCAGCAGGAAGCUGUCAUACCUGGACCAGGUGGUGGAACUGGUCUAUGAGGGCGGGGCUGUGUGUGCGGCCAACCCCGCCAUCACACACAAAAGCAUCAUCAGCUUUGUGUGCAAGGCCCAUGGAGAGGCCAGCACGGGGCCGGUACUGGUGGACUCGGACAAGAACACGUGCACACACUUCUUCUCCUGGCACACGCCCCUGGUUUGCGAACAGCAGGUAAUUACAGGUGGUGUUUCCCAAUUCCAAAACAACCCGUAGCCUCCUAACCCCUAGACUGAGUAUAACUGAAAGGAUUGGAUAGAUGUAAGCAAUAUGGCAAUUUGCAUUACCUAGCCCCUGAUAUGAUAGGUGGAAUUUAUUCAGCUUACCAGUCAUGCCAUACAUAUCAGGCAACCAGUGAGCCCUUGAUGUAAAGUCAUUUCAAACAAGUCGAUGUGCUGUUCAUGUACUGUAACUGAUGUUAACUGACUGUCUGUGUUGAAUAACCAAACUACAUGCAUGUGCUGCUUUACACAGGUGACUGAAAGGUUUUGUUAAUACAUAACGUUUAGUCUGCUGAAUGGUAGAGGAAUUACCUCAACUGACAUCAACUUUCUAUUAGAAUUUGGUAUACUGUAUUGGCUGUAUUAUAUCUAAUAGGCCAUUUUAAUAUGUAACCAUCUGAUGUGUGUCUUUUUUCUUUGCUAGCCCCCAUCGUCUCUCUGACUUUCAUGAUGUUUCAAUAGGUGAAGUGUUCCGUCCUGAACGGCUCUACCCUAAUUGACCUGACUCCUCUGAUCCAUGUGACGGGCUACUACAUGGCCACAAACGAGGACCUGGUGGACAAGGACCAGUCACCUGACUUUUACAUCAACAUCUGCCAGCCCCUCAACCCCAUCCCUGGGGUCACCUGUCCCCCAGGGGCCGCUGUCUGCAUGGACCCCGACGCGGGACCCCCUGUAGUGAGUCACACACACAGAAACGCAUGCACACACGUACACCCACACACACACACAGCAGAAAUGAAGACUCUUUAAUAGUAUUCCCUCUGCGUUUACAAACCAGCAUGCUCAAGGAUUUCUCUCUCUGUGUUUCUCUCCUGCUAACAGGACAUUGGUCGAAUCACUUCCACCCCAGAGUUCAACAGCAUGACCAAUGAGGUGUCAAUCACCUUCAACAGCACCACCACCUGCCCCUCUAACUCCAACAAGAACUCCACCUCCACCAUCCUGUUCACCUGCCAGAGAGGCCUGGAGCUGGUCAGUACCACACGUGGCACAGAUGAAGAGACCUUUUCUUUCAUUGUUGUCUUCUUUUCUCACUGAUGGUUCUUGUGUUGAAAGAUGGCAGAAAUAGAAGUAAUGCCUUUGCAGUAUUAAAGCCUCUUUCCUGUCCCCCAGGGCUCGCCCCAAAUGAUCAGGAAGCAGGACUGUAUGUAUAUGUUUGCGUGGGCCACUCCAGUGGUCUGUCCUGAUGCCACUCAGACCAGCGGCUGUACCCUAACUGACUCACAGCUGCAGUUCACCUUUGACCUCUCACCCCUCUCUGGGGAGAUCCAGGUGGGUUGACCUUUCCUACGUGACCUCUUACCCUCUAUACCCUACAUAUUCUAUUAUAGCUACUUAGCUAUAUUUCUUAUCUAUGCAUUAACACAUAGUUGUCCAUGUAUUAGGUGGACAGGGCUUUCUUUCUAAGUAGUUCUUCUUUUUCUUGAUGCCUUUCAUCCUCGUUGAUACCCUUUGUCUUUCUCUGCCAGGUGCCUGUUGGCUCGGAGACCUUUAAGAUCAAUGUGUGUGGCGCGGUGGCGGACCCCAACUGUAAGAACAGUGCAGUGUGUGUGCAGUCGCCGGGCGGAUCAGCGUUCUCCUAUGGCAUCAGCCAGGCCAUGACUAUGGACUACAAACAUGAGGAGCAAGCUGUCUUCAUGCAGUACGGAGGAGGAGACAUCUGCCCAGCAGGUUAGACUGUUCUCAGUCAGUCCUGCCUCUGAGUCUAUGACCAAGUCGGAAAUGACACCCUCUAUAGUGGACCGCUUUUAACCAGUGCCGUGUGUGGCAGUGCAUUAUAUAUGGUGUUAUUUAACUUGCAACCUAUGAUGCCUUGAUGAGGUGUUUAUCUGCCUGUUGUGGUGUUGUAUCCCAAAGUGAAGCUCAUUUCAUUUGAGACAAAAUAUAGUGCUGUUUUUUUAUUGCUGUACAUGUUUUCCUUUUCAGUGACUGAGAAUGAGGAGGUGUGCGUGUUUCCCUUCAACUUCCUGAAGAAGUCGUACACAGCGUGUACAACCGAGGGCAGGAUGGAUGGGAGACUCUGGUGUGCCACCACCAGCGACUUUAAUAAGGACAGGAAAUGGGGAUUCUGCGCUAAUGGUAAUGACUGGUCAAAGCAAUGCUAAUAGGCAGUCUUGUAUAAUGUGGAACAGAGUUUUGAUUGUGUCUCCUGGAGGCUCUGGGCUUAGCUGUGCUCAAUUCUGCUGUGUGUGUUGUCUCUCUCUCAGUUACAGGGAAGAGGCAGUCGUCCAUUCUGUUCACCUGUGACCAGUCAGCUGGCCACGGUACCCCACAGCUUCUCAGUGAGACGGGAGGCUGCGCUGCCACCUUCCAGUGGAGAACCACGACUGUAUGCCCACCCAAGAAGAUGGAGUGUAAGCUGGUGAACCAGCACCAAACCUACGACCUGCGCACCCUCUCCUCUCUCACAGAGCCCUGGAAGUUCAGCCACAACAAAACGGCGUAUGUUUAGCUUUUCCCUUUUCCUCUAUAUAUUUUCCUCUCCCUCCUCCCCUUCUGUCUUUCUCUCCCUCUGUACUACAUGAUGAUGAGUGAACAUGCACAGUAGUGGCAAGCUGUUAGAAAAAAACAUCUUUAAACUCUAGCUUGGCUGUGCUGUCUCCAGGUACUACAUCAACCUGUGCCAGGGGAUCCAUGGGGGCCUGCCAGACUGCCCUGAGGGAGCCACGGUGUGCCGGAGGACCAGUGAGGGGAAGACCCAGACCCUGGGCCGCGUCUACACCCAGAAGAUGGCCCUCUCAGGUGGGUCUUACAGCUCCCUCACAUCCCGCUACCCUCUACCCACACCUUAGCAGGACUGGAGGAAACUCUUUCAAAAUUGGAAUGUCAUGUGUUACGUUUCACAUGGUUCUUGGGCUUGUGUGUUUGUGUCCCAACCCACUAAGAUAAGCCGUUAUAGACGUAUUGCCUUACCAACCCUCCCUCUCCCAGAUAAGAAGAUCCUAGUGAGCUACACCAUGGGAGACACUGUGUGUGGGAACGGCCUCCAGGCCAAGACAGUGGUCCAGCUGACCUGUGGUCCUAACAUAGGCCAGCCCAAGCUGCUGAGGUGAGUGGGCUGUAAGCAGUUAGCCUGGGAGAGUCUCCUCCGCUGUAGCCUUGUCCCAGACCUGUUUGUGACGUAUAACCAACUGCUAUGGUUGUUGGCUAUACAGUACAAACAGAUCUGGGACCUGGCCACCUCCUACAAGGGAAAGCCAACUGUCUUCCUGUCAGCAACUAACGUGGUCCUGUGGGAAAAAUCUACCUAUUCAACUCAACAACACUAUAAAAAGUUACUGAAUAAUCAAGUUGAAGAGGCACUUUAACCUCCUUCAUAGUUGAAAAUUGACCACUUAAAUAUAAAUUUGAAGUCUUGAACGUCAUGUUUAUUUUUCUAGUGAAACUUUUCCAUCGUUCACGGUUUCAUUUGUCGUUCUUUGUAGGAUGCCUGUUAACUCUCGCUACCACACACACAUACCGUACACACACAUACCGUACACACACAUACCGUACACACACAUACCGUACACACACAUACCGUACACACACUCAGUGACUACAUUUCUGUGUCUCUGUCUCUGCGUAGCGUGGAUGAAGCCUUGUGUGAGUUUGUGCUGGGCUGGGAGACGCGUGCGGCAUGCGCUGCUCAACAACGUGAGGUGGUGAUGGUCAACGGAACCAUCAAAGUUCCCGAUACAGGUGCCAACUUCAGCCUGGGGGCCCUCUACUACAGGUGACACCUCUCACCACCAACACAGUUCAAUCAACCAACUUUGUAACAACAACCCAGGCCACCUCUCCAUUCUAGUCCUGUGUGGCUCAGUUGGUAGAGCAUGGCGCUUGCAACGCCAGGGUUGUGGUUUUGAUUCCCAUGGGGGACCAGUAUAGAAGAAAAAAAACAAGUAUGAAAAUGUAUGCACUCACUACUGUAAGUCGCUCUGGAUAAGAGCGUCUGCUAAAAUGACAUAAAUAAAAUAAAAAAUGAUGUUCUCCCUACAGAUCCACAAAUAAGAGAAUAUUCUGCAAUUACUGUGUCCAAAAUACCACAGUCGACUGCAGUUACUGCACUUUUACUGCAGUUUCAAAACUGCAGUCUUUUUUUGUAAGGGUCAUACAGCUAGAGUUAAACCAUUUAACCCUGACCAUCUUAUAUUGACACCUGUUAUGAGUCAAGUUCAUGUGCUGAGCCGAAAAAUAUAUAUAACAUGUUAUCUUCCAGGUCAUUGAGGUUAUAUGUUGGAAAACAAGCUUCUUUGCAUCCUAUUGGUAUUAUAUAACAACCUCAGUUGCUAAGGGAAGUCAGGAGUCCCUGUGGCUGGUUUUGGAUUCAUAUCGGGAUUUCCUAAACCCAGACAGAGAGAGAUCAUAGGUCAAAGCAUAGAAUUAGGAAUUAGAAUACUAGAAUGGACAUGAACCUUCUUAUGAUGGUCCAAAGAUCAGCCGUGUUGGUCAACCAUGGUUUUGCCAGUGCUGUGAUAAGAUAUUGUGUAAAACAAUGAAUGUGAAGAAUUUAUCUGCACUGUAUGUGUGUUAACUAGCUAGCUAGCCAACCAGUUUUAGAGAAAUUAUUCCAUAAAUGUUUCAAAUUAACUGCCAAUAAGCCAACAAUCCAGUCAAUUCACAGUUCACAUGGCUUACUUUUAUUUUCCUGCAUUAGUAAAAGCAGGAAAUGCAUCACCUAUGCCUCUACUGCCAUUCAUUCCAAUUAGACUGGUUUUGGAUUCCUCCCUGACUAAGAUGGCUGCCAUUUUGCCCCCGUUGUGGGUCAAAACCUCUUAUGUCAUAAAGGGUCAAAUGUUGCUCUGGCCUCUUAACUGCCUGAAUGCCUAUCACAACACCAGUGGGCCUCUGAUGCAAUUGAACCUCUCUACAGUUCCAGCAGGGAACAUAAAACAAACAUUUAUAAAUGUACUAGAGGGAAGAUAAAAUAAGCCUUUUAUGAAUUUACUCAGACCAGGUUUUUUGUCCCUCUGUCCUCUCCGUAGGCUCCACCAGGCCUCUGGGGACAUUCGCUCCAAUGGGGACAAGUACAUCUAUGACAUCCAGCUGUCAGGCAUCACCGACAGCUCCUUCUCAGUGUGUCUGGGGGCCAACAUCUGCCAGGUGAAGAUCAACGGAGACUACAGGAGGAAGAUCGGCUCCUCCAGCAAGGCCAAGUACUACAUCAAAGGUAAGACAUGUGAGCUAGACACAGGUUUACUCCAAAGUGGUCUGGGCCUUUGGGGAAUAGAGUGUGGUUGGGUUUGGGGCGUGGUGUUGAACAUCCUCAGUGCCUCACCUUGCACUUAUUAAAGAUGAGACGGAUAACAUCACUCACAAGAUACAGUACUGAUACUUACAUUGACGUCAAUGACUCAAUGAGCUCACUCCAUUAAGCUGCUUGUGAUUGAUGGAUGUACUUUCUCUCCUCAGGUGGUAACCUGGACGUGCUGGUCCCAUCUGAGUCUGUGUGUGGGCGGGACAAGUCCAUGAAGGCGUCGUCGGCCAUCUUGUUCCACUGUAACCCCUCAGCCGGGGAGGGCAUCCCAGAGUUCCUGUUGGAGACGGACGGAUGCCAGUACCUCUUCAUCUGGCACACCUCCACUGUCUGUGGCCUAGUGUGAGUCAACAACUCUACACACAGACAUCAGGAUAAAAUGCUUUGAAACAGGAAAUACUACCUGAAGUUGGCCUAUAAAAAUACUAGGCUUUUCAACUUCAGCUUUAAAGGUCUUUCUUCCAUUUGUGUCUAUUGAAAGCGACCCAGAGCUGUUCAUUUUUUGCUAGUCCUUACAUUGAAUUGGACUUUGAAUUUGAAUGAAAGAUGCUGUAUAAAGUAAAGAGGUGUGACAUUUUGUCUGGUGUGCCAUACAGAACUGUGGACACCUCCGCGUCCAAGCAAACUGACGAUGACAGAGGGGAGGACCAUAUGGCCUUGUCUGGGAGGAGCCAGGCUAUGGGGGCAGUCCUGAGCGUGCUAUUGGUUGUGCUGACCAUCUGUCUGCUGGUUCUGCUACUGCACAAACGAGAGAGGAGGUAGAGACAUCUACCCUCUUCAUCUUCCCCAUUAGCAUAGGGCCUAUGGAUACUAAUUUGUGAAUACAGCUUCAGUGUGUUUUGGUCAUAUGGUACAUGCAUCCUAUUUAUUUUAAUCUUCUCCUAAAUCUUUUCUAUUUCCAGGGAGCUGGUUAUACAGAAAGUGAUUGGAUGUUGCAGGAGAGGAAAGCCUGUCUCUUAUAAAUACUCCAAGGUAUCCACACCAAUAAACCCUAUAGUAGAGAGGAAACCAACCAGCUUUGUGUUAAAUAAUUUUAAAAAACACAGUAUGCUACAGUGUAUAUAGUCUCUUUCAAUUCAAUGUUUAUAUUUGAAAGUAAUUGAUUCCAUGUCAAUGUUGGUGUGGCGAUUGCCCAGUGCUUAAUAUUUUCCCCUGUGUCUGUCUGUCUGUUCCUUCAGGUGAUCAUGGAUGAUGAGGGAGUGGAGGAUGAGAUGGAGUGGCUGAUGGAGGAGAUGGAGGCCCCAGCCAUGUCCUCUCGCCUCGGGAAGGAGGGCCAGGAGAACGGCCACAUCACAACCAAGCCCGUCAACGGCGACGCCCUGCGCUCCUUCUCCCUGGAUGAGCAGGAGGACAGUGAGGACGAGGUCCUAUCUGUCCCCGGGGUGCGUGUCCACGGUGGUCGGACCACUCUACGGCCCUCGAGCUCCAGGACCCGCACCUCAAGGCCCCUCCGCAGCGCCCUCCUGGAGGAGGAGAGUGAUGAGGACCUGGUGGGGCUCCUGGAGGACAGGGAGAGGAGGGGAAGGGCCAAGCCUCACCGUGACAACAGACCCCCCCACAGGAAACAACAAGAGCUCCAGGAUGACAGCGAUGAGGACCUGCUGAGAGUGUGAGGGACUCCCCAUCCCCCCCGUCACGUCCAAGCCACCUGAACUAAUCUCUAUCUCUUACUCUUUCUUUCUCUUUCUCUUUCUCUGAAUGUCUCCACACAACGACAACAACGCAAGAAAGCAGAAACCCUUAGGAGUUUUGUUUAUUUUCUAAAGGGAACGAUGCAAAAUGUCUGUUGGCUGUUUACAGUUUUAAAGAGCAGAUUUUUUGGGGGGGCCCUCUUCGAAAGAAAGUUGAUGCCUUCCUGAUUUAGUGUUUUCAUCAAUUAAUUGUUUUUGUACUGUUUGAUUUAUAUUUAAUUUAUGUACAUAGGUAAUGGGAUUCUAUUUUGUCACUUGCAUGUUCCUGAGAAUUGCUUAUUCACGUUUUUUAUUAUUUCAUUUUGCGGACUGAUUUGCUCUGUAAAACUCUAUACUGCUAACCUUGCCAGGAUUGGACAUGAUUGGCCUCUGUGUGAAUGGAUUGUUGUGAAAAUGAAAGAUAAGUUAUUGGGAAAACAGGGACUUGAAAUUGUGUUGCUCAUACCAUGACUCAUUGGUACAUGGGAUUCUUAAGUUGUAUGUUUUUGAGUUCCCCAAAUCGUAUUUAUUCAACAACAGUAUAUCAAAUCAUCAUGUGGUUUUGUACUUGCGCUCCAUAUGUACAUCACAGGCACAGCUAGUUGCUGUAUCUGUUAAAUGGUAUAAAUGAACUUUGCUUCUAGAUGUUGCCUUGUCAAAGUCAUGACCGAAGUUUAUUUGAAAGGGGAAGUUUUCUGUUGAUCUGAAACUCACUUUUUGCAAAAUUGCAUGUGCUAUCCCUCAAACGGAAGUCAUGAAAGAUGUAGCUAGUGCCAUUUAAAGAUGCAAUGUAUUUGUGAGCUUGAGAUCCCCUUUUCAGUCUUGCUCAGCCAUAUCUAUCCAAUGCAGAUGCUUUACUGGGUCUAUAGCAGCAAUCACAGUAUUACUUUUCUGGGAAAAUAUAUGGAUUCUUUGAAAUUAAUUUAGCAUUUAUCAGUUGGCACACACAAGUACACAAACAAACACCAGUACUAAAACCACAUGUACACAGGCAGUCACUAAUUCCACUCUUAUGUAUCUGUAGUUGGGACAAUAUCUCAUAUUCAUGUCAGUGGUACAGAACAGUAAUUAGAAAAAGCUUUUGAAGUGGAACUUGCCUCACUAACCAGUCUGGCUAUAGGAUGCUUGUUACCGUUGUCUCUCUUCAGACGUCAAAUUGGAGAGUUACUUUGUUAUGCCAGUGUUUAUCACCAGGGUUGAAGCUAAUGUUCACACACUUAGCAAGCAGCCGGCCAUAGCGAUCUUAUCCAAAAAAAGAAUGGUUGACCUUUCAGGGUAUUUAUUAAGGUUUGUAGCUACACGUUAUUAAUAGGAGGAAGGUUUUGGAAAAGUGGUCCUCCCUGCAGCAGCACAAAAAGCUUCACAAUGUUUUGCGAGAUAAAAAAAAGAUUUAAUUUUGUAUUUAUUUUCAUAAUUUUCCUCACCUUCAAGAUCAUGCAUUGAAAUUGUGACAACUGCACAAAGGCAAACAUUUAAAACAGACAUAACUGUAGAAGUCAGAUGAUGAAAAAUAACUAAGAAUGCAAACCAUUGCAAGCCAGUGUUUGAGUUUGGUCCCUCAGAACAAAAGAGGCAUCUUCAGGUACUUUGAUAUGGGGAAAGAGCACUUGCUACCUCUCCUCAGGAGCGAUAGAAAGUAAUCCUGUGUGGUAGUAAUGUGAAGGAAACUCCUUGCUCGUUGUAUAAUGUCUAGCUCUGCUGUAAGCACCAAAGCACGUCUGCUUGGUUAAUCUGUGUGGGUAUGAAUCAUGGGAUAAGGAGCUCCAUUCUGAUGAGUUGGUAGUUUUGGAGGUGAUUUGGUUCUUGUAUGUUAUUUUCUCAAACAUGUUUUACUGCUUUUGUCUGUUUUCAUAUUUAAAUGUUGAUGUAAAAAUGUUGCAUUAUUUGAAUAAAAACAGAUCAGCUGUCCGUCAC